UUGUAAUCAAAACUCAAACCCCAAGCAAAGACCUCUUCUUCACCAAAACGCCAAAUCAUUACCGUCUGGGGAUUUUCUUCGGAUCCCUUGCACGUUAUCUUCAUCGCCCUCCCUCGUUCUUCUCACUCUCUCUCCAAAUUUUCUCUCCACUAAUUCUGGGUCUGGUGUUCUUUUCUUUCUUUCUCGUUUCUGGGUUUUGUUCCGUUGUCGGAAUUUGAUGUGCUGAUAGAGAUUUGAUGGAGAAAGGAGUCAACGAGAGGAAGAAGAAGGUGGACGACGGGUUUUUGGGUGGGUUGUUUCCUGUUUCUACGACCAAGAUCGAGUGGAAAUCCAGAAAAAGAUCAGCAGCAGUGAAACCAGACAAGACAACGGAAACUGUUGAGAAUGAAACACCAGAGAAGAAGGAAACAGCGAUGGAAACCGAGAAGGUGGUGGAACCAAUGACCACAACCCCUGUCCUUUCCGAGCGUAGAAGAGCUCUCUUCCAGCCGCUUGAACCUGUAGAAAACAUCAACGGGAAACGGCCAUCGGCCGAGACAUUGCUGCCACCGCCAGACUUUGAAUCUGCAAACUACCCGAAAGGAUGGUUGGUCGGGAAGAAGAGGAAGUUGGUGAACGUUGAUGUGGUUGAGAGUAUGAGGAGAAUUGCUGUCCAAGAAAUGAACAGAAAGGAUCGGGAGAUAGAUGGGUUAAACGAGCAGUUAGAGGAAGAUUCCCGGUGUUUGGAACAUCUGCAGCUUCAGCUACUGCAAGAACGAAGCAAACGAACAGAGGUCGAGAGAGAGAACACAAUGUUGAAAGAGCAGAUUGACAUGUUGAUGAACAUGUUACACGAAGAAGAACCUAUUGGAGACAACGAAGAACUAGAUGAACCCUAGCUUUUGUCCAAGCAUCUGUCUUUACCUAUAUAUCGUCUGUCUUGUUUGUUUAUUCUUUGUAGAUUUGUUGGUCCAAAAACAGACAAAAAAAAAGAAGCUUAGAAAUU
Tarenaya hassleriana is the source of this 985-nucleotide messenger RNA. RefSeq lists its product as uncharacterized. The transcript has 3 exons. Gene Ontology annotation, biological process: regulation of flower development. The coding region runs from base 237 to 878 and encodes 213 amino acids. Lineage: Eukaryota; Viridiplantae; Streptophyta; Magnoliopsida; Brassicales; Cleomaceae. The record is from RefSeq and is a predicted model, not a curated record.